CGAAAUUGAGCUUGAAUUUCCAGAAUGUGAAGGUCCAGCGGACGUUUGCUCCAGGGCGGGGUUUUUGUGUGAAGACUCAAUGGUUACUGUGGUGGAGUUCGUGUAGCAUGGCCCGGUACCCCGGGGGAUGACGAAUAUUUUAAGGACCCAUGGAAUUGUCUAAAAUAAGGCAGCUCCGCCCACCCGUGGCACCAGGCCAUGUAAAACGAAUCAACAAAUGUCAGCAGCGCGCGUAGUCGGGACGGCAGCCUAUGAUAAGUCUCUCAGUUCCUGUCAGAAACACAGCUGAGCAAUGAUUAAAUUGUCAGCGGCUGUGAAAUAGAUCCACUUGUUGCUAUAUGCCACAUUCAUCUGGAGGAGAUUUGUCGAAUAAAAAAAAUGAAAUAUUAAUCUCGAGCGGAUCGUACAUCAAACAGACGGAGAAGUAUUGCUUUAUUCCAUUUUGGACUAAACCUUAGACAGAAUAUUCCUAUAUCUAGAUUCUACAGGUAGACUGUUUUGAUGUCUGCGCGGUGGGGGUCUUUAUGGCUGCGUGGACAUGUCAUUCUGGGCUACGGGCUCUUUCUCCUGGUCGCCCUUCCAGACCUCACCACAGGCAGGCAAGGGAACUGCACCUACCCGCUGGUGCCAGAACACGGAGGCUUCCGGUGCGAGCCCUCCCCCUGCCGAGGCUUCCCCCAGAAGAGCUUGAUCUACUUCUUCUGUGAGCCCGGCUAUGCCAUCCCAAAAGAGAUGGUGCGCAGCUUGCGCUGCCUCCAAGGCAAAUGGAUCCCCAGCGUGCCCACCUGUCUCGCCAUGCGAGACAGACAUGUUAACUAUGAGGACAAGGUGGCCCACUCACUCCCCAGCGUUGCCACGACGGCGGUGGGCGUGUCCAUAUUCCUCCUCACCACCACGGCCUGCUUGGUGAUCAAGUCUCGCCUUUUCCCCUGUCACUCACACAGCAGGCGCUCCUCUGACCAGAUGGAUCUGAUGGUGCAUGGCCUGCCUGUGUCUCUGCCCAGCUAUGAGGAGGCUGUCUAUGGGAGCUGGGGGCAACGCCUGCCACCCUGCAGAGGGCCCACCCAACUCUUACUUUCCCAGGCGGCUCCAGGUCCAUCAUUAGCGCACAACCUAUCAGAUUCCAGUCACCGUAUCCAUCCAUCCAGUCAAAGCCCCGAUAUCCUUCCGCCCCCUUACGAAGAGAUGGAAUCCCAUCCCAGAGAGGGUCAGAGUGAGGGUGAUGUGCAGGCCAUACAAGUUGCACUUUCCGAUGACAAGAACAUUUGAGCGACUGGUGUAUUUGUAUUACCCACCAAUGAUGUACUGAUUUUUUAAAAUGUGCUCAGGCACUUAUAUAGAUUCAAGCCUACCAGCUUUAUCGGGUUUCAACCUUAUACAUAGAACACCAGUUCUGAUUGGCUGUUUGUGAUGUUAUGAGGUGUAUCCUGCCAUGGAGACAUGGUUUAUAUCCCAUCAGUGAUGGGACCUGAGCCUCGUUUGUUGAGGUGACUUUGAUAAUGCCAUUACUGUUCCAUCACAGGGACCUGUGUGUCUCUAUUGUGCACUGUGGGUCAACCCAGCUGGUGAGAGUAGAAAUGGAGGUUACUCACUCUCCUUUCCUUGUUGAAUUAUGAUUUGCGAUGAUGGCUGAGUUGUAGCGUCGAUUAUGGAAACCAGCAGGUGACUGGACAGUGUACACAGAGAUCAGGUGAUGUCAGUUUAGGAGUCAAAUCUGUGUUCUCCCUCCCCUGAAACAUUUUGAGCUCUAGCUACAACCCCAGUCCAAUUUUGACUGCUGUUUUUGGGAGUGGUGACUGACUGACCACAUGGAAGUGUUUUCACCACAGUGGUGGGAAAAGUACACAAUUGUCAUACUUGAGUAAAAGUAAAGAUACCUUUUAAUAGAAAAUGACUCAAGUAAAAGUGAAAGUCACCCAGUAAAAUACUACUUGAGUCAAAGUCUAAAAAUAUUUGGUUUUAAAUAUACUUAAGUAUCAAAAGUACAAGUAAAAGUAUAGAUUGUUUCUUAUAUAAUAGGACGGCACAAUUCUCUUGUUUUUACCUAUUUAUGGAUAGCCAGGGGCACACUCAACACUCAAAUGCUCAAUUUGUAAAUUGUGUUUAGUGAGUCCACAAUAGGGAGGACCAGUGAUGUUUUCUUGAUAAGGGUGUGAAUUUUCCUGUGCUGCUAGGCAUUGAAAGUGUAAAGAUUACUGUUGGGUGUCAGAGAAAAUGUAAAAAGUACAUUUUCUUUAGGAAUGUAGUGAAGUAAAAGUUGUCAAAUAUAAAUAGUACAGAUACUCAAGACAAGUAGCACUUCAAAUUAUUUUUACUUAAAUACUUUACACCACUGCACUUUCUACACCCACCAGGCACGCACAUGAAACCCUCCACCAUGCCAAGUGUACCCCACGCUGAGUAUGCACCAACCACCUCUCCUAUCUGCUUCAAAUGAUUGACCAGAGAAUGGGGAGGGUCGGGGGCAGAAACCCCCAGGAUGUACUUAUUGAAUGUAGUUUUUCUUUUCAAUAGAAAAAAAUGAAAUGAUGUAAUGUAACAUUUUAUAUUGUAUUGCACAGAAGAUUAAAAGUCAACAUUGUUUCUAAUUGUUAAA
Molecule: messenger RNA, 2596 nt
Organism: Oncorhynchus mykiss (rainbow trout)
Lineage: Eukaryota; Metazoa; Chordata; Actinopteri; Salmoniformes; Salmonidae
Product: sushi domain-containing protein 6
Biological process (GO): DNA damage response
Source: RefSeq, a predicted model, not a curated record